This is a messenger RNA of Darwinula stevensoni, 972 nucleotides long. The record is from the annotation of a GenBank genome assembly. Lineage: Eukaryota; Metazoa; Arthropoda; Ostracoda; Podocopida; Darwinulidae.
AUGCAAUCCGUCCUGGAAAAUGACGCAGCGAAACUCGGAACCACCUUGAGUAAGAGGAAAGUCACGGCGAUGGAGAGGGAACUCGGGGAAUUUGGUGCAGCCGACAGAUUUGCUUCAGAGAGCAAGGAUUUUAGAGUUCGAGCCAUUAAGAACCGCGGAAGGGAAGGGGGGAUCGGCGUCCCGCUGCGACCCGGAAGGCCGGGGGUGCGUGUCCGGCUCCCCUGGCAUUUCACGCGCUCUCGUUUGCUGGGACGAGGCAGGAGAGAGUUCGAGUGCGGAAAGCGAUACGAGAGUCGUCCGUAUCGCGAUGAAUUCCACGAGAUCAUCGAAACUAGCGAAAUGCAGUGCAUGGAGAUGGACGGAGCGAUGCCGGGUCCAUCCCCUGCCCAGGCCUUCUUCAGCCCUUCCCCCUUGGGCCUGGACUCGCCGGGCGGAGGCCCCUCCCCCUACAGCAUCUCCCCGCUUCACUCCCCGCCCAGCUCCUCCAAGCCGAUGUUCUUCUACAAUCCGACCAGGAUCCUCUCCGAUAACACGAACGUCCCCCUCAAAUCCGACCCGGACGAGCCGACGAGGUCGGAGGCACCGAGGAGGUCGGAGGCACCCGGGAGAACGGAGGCAACGAAGGAAGAGGUGAAGCAGGAGAUCGGGAAAUCCGCCGAGGACUCGAACGACUCCGUCCUCGAGAUCGUGAAGCUCGACGACACCCUGGACACCUUCAGCCAAUCCGGCAGCCUGAGCUGCGUGAUGAGCACGGCCAUCCGCAGCGAAUUCGGCGGGGGGACGCAGCCGCCCGCGGACGGCGCGCGGGACCCGCGACCGCCGCCGCAGCUCAACGCCGCCGAGCUCGCGCGCCUGUUGGAGCUGAAGAAGGCGAACCAGGCGCUGGACUCGCCCAUCGACGGCAGCAAGCACCUCAUGGUCCGGUUUCCCGUCUCCUCUUUUCGUCCGCCGUCUCUUCGAUGUUCAGUGUAG